Psilocybe cubensis is the source of this 1380-nucleotide messenger RNA. RefSeq names its product Cytochrome P450 monooxygenase. The transcript has 10 exons. Lineage: Eukaryota; Fungi; Basidiomycota; Agaricomycetes; Agaricales; Agrocybaceae. The record is from RefSeq and is a predicted model, not a curated record. Bases 1 to 1380 code for a protein of 459 amino acids. Gene Ontology annotation, molecular function: iron ion binding; monooxygenase activity; oxidoreductase activity, acting on paired donors, with incorporation or reduction of molecular oxygen.
AUGCAGAUUGUUAAGGAACUUCUUGAUAAUCGUGCCAGUGAAACAUCAAGUCGACCUUCUAUCCAUGCACUGGACGCAAUUUGUGGAGGAAACUUCUUUGCUUUGGCAUCAUCACAUACCGACCUCUGGAAAACGGGUAAAAAAUUAAUCGGCCCCUUUAUGACACCGAACGCUAUCAAACCACGUAUCCCUGUUGUCGAGCGAGAGAGCCUCCAACUCUUGCAAGAUCUUGUACGGAGCCCAGAAAACCUAUGCGCCCACAUAUUUCGAUUCUCCUUAUCGUCUGUAACCACCAUCGUAUAUGGGGAAAGAGUGACUACCCACGACUCGGUUUAUAGCACCGAGUUCUCGGGAUAUCUUGAACACUUCCUUAAAGCGAUAUCGCCAGAAUCCGCCCCUGUAGAUCUUAUACCUCUUCUUCGAUAUAUUCCUGCACGCUUUGCCCCAUGGAAAGGCGUUUGGAAGGAGACUGGAUUGCGCCAGCGACGCAUCUACUCAUCAUUUUUUGAAGACGCCGAACGUGAAAUCAAAAGUGGACGGCGGAGUGGAAAUUUCAUUGAGACUAUAUUGAAUAGACAGGAAGAACUUGGACUAAGUCGUGAUCUAGCUGUCUACCUUGGAGGAUCCAUGUUAGAUGCAGGGACAGAAUCAACAUCCGCUAUAGUUCAAUCUCUUAUUCUAUGCCUCGCCCAGUAUCCCGACGUUAUGAAAAAGGCUCAAGAUGAAAUUGACAGUUAUGUUGGAGAUGGAAGGUUACCAGUACCUGGUGAUAUCGAUGGCCUACCUUACGUCCAAGCUGUUGUUAAAGAGGUCCAUCGUUUCAGAACGGCUGCCCCAACUGGACUACCACACGCGCCAACGCAUGAUCUUGAGUAUCGAGGUUGUAUCAUUCCAAAAGGAGCCACAAUCAUGGUUAACGUUUGGGCGAUACUCCAUGACCCAGGUCAGUAUUGCGGAUCCUUAUCCAUAUUCUUCACCAGGAAUAGUAUUAAAAUUCUGGAUCAUUCAGAGCUCUUUGAAUGUCCGGACACAUUUUGGCCGGAAAGGUAUCUUUUAAAUCCAAAUGGGACCAGGCCAGGACUGGAGAAAGAUUACACCGUACGAACGAGCCUGCAUUUCGGUAGCGGAAAGAGGCUCUGUCCUGGGAUGCACUUUUCUAACACAUUGAUGGGUAUCGUGGCCAUGCGACUGCUAUGGGCUUUUAAUUUCAGUCCAGAGAACGGAUCCGCUAAGCCACACAACACUUUGGAUAUUAUUGAUGGAUAUACAGAGGGAAUUGCAUUUGCUCCUAAAGAUUUGAAAUGCAAAAUUGUCCCUCGGAGCCAAGAAAAGAUCGAUAUCAUCACUGAGUAUUACGAUAACCAAAAUCGCAAAAUAUAG